Molecule: messenger RNA, 1844 nt
Organism: Grammomys surdaster
Lineage: Eukaryota; Metazoa; Chordata; Mammalia; Rodentia; Muridae
Gene: Scamp4
Product: secretory carrier membrane protein 4
Exons: 7
Coding region: 118-810 (230 amino acids)
Biological process (GO): protein transport
Cellular component (GO): recycling endosome membrane; trans-Golgi network membrane
Source: RefSeq, a predicted model, not a curated record
UGCCCCGCGGCGGCAGGCGUGGCGGCCCGGUUGCUAGGACUUGGGUAAGCGUGGAGUUCGCGCGGGCGUCCCUCAGGUGGCCCCGUCUGCCUGGGUGCCAGGUCAGCUGAUACAGACAUGGCAGGAAAGGAGAACAACUUCCCCCCACUGCCUCGCUUCUUGCCGCUGAAGCCCUGCUUCUACCAAGACUUCUCCGAUGAGAUCCCCGUGGAGCACCAGGUGCUGGUGAAGAGGAUCUACCGGCUGUGGAUGUUUUACUGUGCCACUCUGGGUGUAAACCUGGUGGCCUGCCUGGCCUGGUGGAUUGCUGGUGGAGCGGGUGCCAAUUUUGGCCUGGCCUUGCUCUGGCUGGUUACCUUCACUCCCUGCAGUUACAUGUGCUGGUUCCGGCCUGCCUACAAGGCCUUCCGAGCCGACAGUUCCUUUAACUUCAUGGCAUUCUUCUUCAUCUUCGGAGCUCAGUUUGUGCUGACCGUCAUUCAGGCCAUCGGCUUCUCGGGCUGGGGCGCGUGUGGUUGGCUGGCAGCCGUUGGAUUCUUUGGGACCAGUGUGGGGGCUGCUGUGGUCAUGCUGGUCCCCGCUAUCAUGUUCUCUUUGUCCGCUGUCAUGAUGGCUGUCGCUAUCGUGAAGGUGCACAGGAUCUACCGUGGGGCUGGUGGAAGCCUCCAAAAGGCACAGACAGAGUGGAGCGCUGGCACCUGGAGGAACCCACCAUCGAGGGAGGCCCAGUUUAACAGUUUCUCUGGGAACAGCCUGCCUGAGUACCCCACUGUCCCCAGCUAUUCUUCCAGUGGAGGCCACUGGCCUUAGGCGGCUGGCUGGCCCCAGCGCCAUGGCUCCGUCUCCUGCCACCACCUUUGGUCCUGAGGCCUGAGCAUCUCCCCAGGGUCCCAGGAGGUCCUUGGCCCAUGUUCAUCUCCUGACUGAGCCCUCAGCAAGCACUGCCCAACAGCCAUUUUCCACUGCCAUCUUCCUGGUGCCUGGCUGGGUUUGCUCUGCUCCACCUGUUAAGAGGGUAGGAACCCCCAGCUUGUGCAAGGAGAGGCCUCCUCAGCCUCCAAGCUCCUCUCCAGUGUGUUGCUGAGAUGGAGAGAGCUAGGCCAGAGCGCUGUGUCCAUAGGUGUGUGAGGAUGGUCAGGAGCAUAGCAGUUGCUGUGUCCACAGGUAUGUGAGCACGGUCAGCAUGGCGGUUGUGCCUGCAGCCUCCGCUCUGCCAUCCACUAUACCCAUGUUCCUCUGGGUCCUGCUACUUCCUUGUCCCCUCCCUCGUGCAGUGACAACCUGCUGUCCCCUCCACUACCCAGGAUCCUCUGCCCACUUGCAGACCCUGAUCCAUUUGGGUGAGGGUGCUCUGGCCCCCAGGAGACCCCUCUCUCUCUGUGGGCAACUGGCAGAGAGGGACAGGCUCUGCUGCACGCAGGUCAUACCCCCAGCCACAGGACUGCCUGGACAGAUGUGUGCCUUAGAGAGACCUGUACUUCCUCCCCACGCCCUCUGCCUUCCCAGGGCAGCUGUGGCCUCACCAGGAGAGCCAAACAGAGUCUUGGAAUGUCCACAGCACCUCUGAUGGCAUUGGACUCAAUAUUCUUCCUCAUGACCUGAUGCUACUAGCGAGGUCACCAAGUCCCUAGGCCUCUCUGCAGGGCCAUGUCCCUCGCAUGCCAGUAUCAUGCCAAACCGGGCAUGGCCUCUACCCCAUCUCAGAGUGGCAUGGGGGUGAAGUCAAGUGCCCGCCAUAGGUGAUACCUGCAGCUCUUCCCUGCCCACCCCUGGGUGUGUGCAUUCACAUGCCAUAGUCAGUUUUGUUAUGUGAGAAUAUUCUAGAAAUAAAUUCUCUUUCUGCA